Molecule: messenger RNA, 2587 nt
Organism: Tupaia belangeri chinensis (Chinese tree shrew)
Lineage: Eukaryota; Metazoa; Chordata; Mammalia; Scandentia; Tupaiidae
Gene: CUEDC1
Product: CUE domain containing 1
Exons: 12
Coding region: 1-1410 (469 amino acids)
Molecular function (GO): ubiquitin binding
Source: RefSeq, a predicted model, not a curated record
AUGGCCUUUUCUGCACUGGUACUGAGCGCCAGAGCCUUGCAAGUGUUGAAACAAAACCAGGGCCCCCAGCUGGACUCCUGCUUCUCGCUGGGUGUCAAGUUUCACAGGAGACAGGCCAAAGCUUUGAUCUUGGAUGAAGACAUGGCGGUGGGACCGUCAGCGGAGCCUGCCCCAGAAUGCCCCAAGGGUGUGGAUGACCAGCAGUCCAGCCCCAACACGGCCCAGGCCCGCAUGCCGCUGCGCGGUGAGGACUGCUCCGCUAGGGCCGCCUGGGGCACGGACAGCGGCGGGGGCGGCACCGCUGGGGCGCGUGGCGGUGGGGGCGGCACAGAAACUGCAGCCCCACAGGAGCUUAACAACAGCCGGCCGGCACGCCAGGUGCGCCGCCUGGAGUUCAACCAGGCCAUGGAUGACUUCAAGACCAUGUUCCCCAACAUGGACUACGACAUCAUCGAGUGCGUGCUGCGCGCCAACAGUGGCGCCGUGGACGCCACCAUCGACCAGCUGCUGCAGAUGAACCUGGAGGGGGGUGGCGGCAGUGUCUACGACGACAGCUCUGACUCAGAGGACAGCAUCCCCCCAGAGAUCUUGGAAAGGACUUUGGAACCUGAUAGCUCCGACGAAGAGCCCCCGCCUGUGUACUCCCCGCCAGCCUACCACAUGCACAUGUUCGACAGGCCUUACCCUCUGGCUCCCCCCACUCCACCUCCCCGGAUCGACAUACUGGGCUCCGGACCCCCUUCAAGCCAGCGGCGCUAUCGGAACUGGAACCCACCGCUGCUGGGCAACCUCCCCGACGACUUUCUCCGCAUCCUGCCGCAGCAGCUGGGCAGCGUGCAGGGUAACACUGGGGGCCCCAGGCCUCUGAGCAGAGAGCGGGGUCCGCCUCCCACUGCCGGGCCCGGGACUCGAGACCAGGAGAGCCGCUGGAAGCAGUACCUGGAGGACGAGCGGAUCGCGCUGUUCCUGCAGAAUGAGGAGUUCAUGAAAGAGCUGCAGCGCAACCGUGACUUCCUCCUUGCCCUGGAGAGAGAUCGAUUGAAAUACGAGUCCCAGAAAUGCAAAUCCAGCAGCACGGCUGUGGGGACCGACUUUGUCUCUCCCUCACCUGUCCCAGGAACCGGUGAUGCCAACCCUGCUGUGUCUGAAGAUGCCUUAUUCAGGGACAAGUUGAAGCACAUGGGAAAAUCCACCCGGAGGAAGCUGUUUGAACUCGCCCGGGCCUUCUCCGAGAAGACCAAAAUGAGGAAAUCAAAGAGGAAACACUUGUUGAAGCAUCAGUCGCUGGGGGCUGCCGCAUCAACAGCCAAUCUCCUGGACGACGUGGAGGGCCAUGCCUGUGAUGAAGACUUACGAGGAAGGAGGCAGGAAGUGCCCAAGAUGGAGGAAGCCCUAAGAGAAGGACAGUAAGAGAUGCCAGCCACUCCUGGAGAUGAUCCGACGGUCAGACAACCGGAGACAACACCGGCACCCAGCUGAAGGGCCCAGCUGCCGCCGGACAGAUGGUGCUUGCAAAUCGAGGCCCAGAUUCUCCGGCCACAGUCCAGCCCAGCCAAGCCACUGCCACUUUCCAUGGGACUUAGAACUUCGGAGUUGAUGUCCUGUGAUUGGAGGAAGGACCUGGGGCCCCUGGAGGCAGCAGCCAGGCAUAGCGGCCUUUGUAGCCAGGCUUUCCACAGAGAACAAGUGUAAAUGCAGGAACCACCCCCUUUCUUUACAAACAAACAAGAAACCAACCCAGGGACCUGGCAGAUGUUGGAGUAGGCAACAGGGCAGGAUGACCCUACCAGUGGAGCCUCUGUCUCCCUCCCUUCCCCUCCCCUCCUGUGAGGCCACAGACCCGGCCUAGUCCCCUGUCCCACCCCCACUCCCUCUGGGCACCUUGCUUCCCAAGGUCUCCUGCCUCUCAGACUUUCCCUGGUUGCCUGAGCCUCCACACAACCCUUCACUGAGCUCUGGUGGGAGAGCUCAAGUCAGUCACUUGGUCAUCCUGUGAGGAGUGAUGGGUCACUCCAGAGGCCUCUCUGCUGUCUGCCCUGCCUGGGUUACUCCAGCUGCUUCUCUUAGGGGCUGGUAUGACCCCCAGCAGCCUCCCCUUCACCCAGCAGGAUCUGGCUAGGCAGGAUCUUCAGUUUGGAUGCAGACAAAAGCCAGCUCCGGAGUCCCGCCAUAGUGGGGCUCCCAGGGGCUCGGGCUCCCAGGGGCUCUGCCUCCCUGCUUAGACUAGCUGUCCUGCUGUCCUCUAGGGUGGCUUCCGGGCGGCCCUGAUAAGACGCAGGGCUGAGGAGCAAGGUGAAGCAGCUGCCAGCCUGGGUCGGGGCGCCCAAGGCAAAGGGCUUGCUGGGGGCCCCCCGUGCUCAAAGCCAGAAGGUGAUCUGGAGGGAAACUCCGAUUCUACCAACCACUGCCAAGGGGAGGGGGCGCCCGGGUCUCUCUGGCCCCUCCCCAACACGGGAACGCGCGGAUCUUGCCCGAGAGCCGGAAACCUGGGCAAACACGGGGCUUCGAGGCUCUCGGGGCCGGGGCUCCGCGCGGGCCCGGGAGACUGGGAGAAGGAUCCGAUCUUUGGAGGGGCCGUGGGGGCCCC